Ectocarpus sp. CCAP 1310/34 is the source of this 1362-nucleotide messenger RNA. Lineage: Eukaryota; Phaeophyceae; Ectocarpales; Ectocarpaceae. The record is from the annotation of a GenBank genome assembly.
UGCGAUACUUGUGCGACACGGUGGCACUGCCGACACGUAGCCAAGAUGGAGAGGAUAGAAGGACAAGUAAAUGACGGGGAUACUAUUCUUAUGGACCAUAGCGAUGGCCGAACGUUUUUCGUGAAGGUGGAAUCGGGCAAGCGCGUGAACAUCGGCAAGACGAGCUGCAAGAUGUCCUACCUCCUCAACGCCCCGUACGGCGCGGUGUUCGAGCUGGACGGCAACAGGCUGGUCCGCGUGGACGGAGAGCUUGUAGAAGCGGAGGAGGAGCCUCCCGGGGUAGUGGAAGAGGUCACCGCGGCGGCGCUGGCGUCGGAUGUUCGCCCACAGGACAAUCGAGGGUUCACGGACACCAACACCGCUCAAAAGCUCACCGAGGAAGACAUUCACAAGAUGAAGAACGAGGGGAAGGGAGGGAGGGCGAUCAUUCAGGCGAAGGAGUACGCCGGAGAAGUAUGGGGAGGAAAUGAGAAGGUAGUGAAACAACUCGAGGCGGCGCAGACGAAAGCAGCGAAAAUCAUCCUAGGAUGCUCCAAGCGCACAAGUAAUGCAGCCGUCAGGGCAGAAUUGGGGAUCCAAUCCCUACGGUCGGGAAGAGACGCGAGGAAGCUGACAUGGCAGUAUCGCAUUUGCGGGAUGGGAGAGGAGAGGUUGCCGAGAAUUGUAUGGGAGGCGAAGUGGGCAAACAAAAAGAGGGGUAGAAAACCCACGGAAUGGGUCAAGGUUGUAGAGGACGUAUGGAAGGGGCUCGACAUCGACGAAGAUGAAACGCUGGAAACGGAGGGUCUAAAGGGGUUCAAGGAGAAGAUAUCUGUUGCUUGUGCCGAGAGAGAACAGAAUCUAAGGAAAGAAUCCAAGGAUAAGGAGGGCCUACAGGUGUACGGAAUAUUGAAGGAAGGAAUAGCGUUUUUCAAGGAUUACCUACAUGGACCAAUGGAUGCAGGAACAAAGCUUAAGGUCAAAUUCAGGCCCGGGGACAUAGGCCUUCGAGAACGUCGAGAAGACGACGAGUUCAAAUGUGAUUGCGGCUUCGAAUGCGAAGACCGUGUUCUAGUAGUCGCGGAAUGUCCGUGGUACAAGAAGGAGAGGGAAGUGUACGUGACUGAGCUGGGAAAAAUAGAUGGAACGUAUGGGGAGAUGUUUGAGGCAUGGAAUAGAGAGGGAAGGACGGUAGCUGUAGUGGGGCAUAGGAGGUGGGUUGAAAAGGCGGGAAGUGAUAUCGUUAGGAUAUAUAGACUAGGGGAGACAUUUUUGAGCUACCUUUGGCAAAGUAGAAAGGAACGAUUGGCCAUCGGUGAUCGGUCCUGUGGGAACAAUGCUCCGUCCUCUCGAGGACGCGUGGUCAAUGGUCUAACCGCUAAG